Ornithodoros turicata is the source of this 822-nucleotide messenger RNA. RefSeq lists its product as uncharacterized. The record is from RefSeq and is a predicted model, not a curated record. The coding region runs from base 1 to 822 and encodes 273 amino acids. NCBI's taxonomy places the organism in Eukaryota, Metazoa, Arthropoda, Arachnida, Ixodida, Argasidae. The transcript has a single exon.
AUGGAAUCCGAAGAAUCUAGAAAUCAGAAUUGCAGCUGCAACAAAGGUAGCAUUGUGGACUCGCUAACGAGAGAGCUUGCGGACAAAGACGCAGAAAUUCAAAAUUUACGACGUGAGUUGUUUCUGGCGAAGGAACACGCUCGGCGGACACUUGAGGAGAAGCAGAAGCUUGAGUUAGAACUCAUGAAGCUGGAGAAAGAACACGUUGGCUAUCCCAAAAGAUACGACGUAGAUUCGCUCUGCACCUCAGAUGAAAGGACUCAGUUUUACACUGGACUGCCAAGCUUAGAUAUAUUUGAUGCACUACAUGAGUUUCUCGACCCAGGAGAAAAUGGCUGCAACAUCUUGAGGCAGAAAAAGCAAGGGCAGACACCACCACAGGUAGCAUGUGGUAGGAUGAGAAAACUCUCAACAAGGAGUGAGCUAUUUCUUGUUCUGGUUAGGCUACGCCUGGGGCUGUUCGAGCAGGAUCUUGCAGAGCGCUUUGGAAUCUCCCAGUCGACAGUGUCUCGCAUCUGCACAUCGUGGAUAAACUUCAUGUAUGUGAAGCUAGGAAAGUUGCCACUCUGGCAGUCUCGCUCUGUGGUGGACCAAACGCUGCCCAAGGUCUUUCUGGAGAAGUAUCCAACCACAAGGGUCAUUCUCGACGCGACUGAGAUUCGCAGUGAAGUAGCAAGUUCAUUAGGUCUCCAGUCGAGCACCUAUUCAACAUAUAAAAGUGCAAACACUUUCAAAGGACUUGUUGGAAUAGCUCCGAAUGGGCUUGUGAGCUUUGUGUCGGAACUUUUUACAGGGUGCACGACUGACAGAGAGUGUGUCUAA